This is a messenger RNA of Xiphophorus maculatus (southern platyfish), 1835 nucleotides long. RefSeq names its product chromosome 17 C12orf45 homolog (gene nopchap1). The record is from RefSeq and is a predicted model, not a curated record. The transcript has 4 exons. Lineage: Eukaryota; Metazoa; Chordata; Actinopteri; Cyprinodontiformes; Poeciliidae. Gene Ontology annotation, molecular function: box C/D methylation guide snoRNP complex binding. Gene Ontology annotation, biological process: box C/D snoRNP assembly. The coding region runs from base 1 to 519 and encodes 172 amino acids.
AUGUCCGGAAAUCGUAGCCAGGUGUUAGCUACAUGUGUUGCACAUGCCGAGUUAAACUCUCCUUCCAACAUGGACCUAAACACGAAGAAAACUAUUUCCCAGUCUUUACUGUCUUGUGGAAACGGUGGAGGCCUCAGUGAGAAGCUCCUCCUGAAGCCCGGAGCGGGCCGAUCCCUGCAGACGGAGCGGGUGCCAAGGAGCAGCGUUCUGGAGCGCCUGCAGAGCUUCCUGCCUCGGAUGGCUGAGGCCAACGAGAAGCUGAAGCAGCAGCUGGAGGAGGCUCCUGAAGGACACUUUGACAUCCAGAACGUGGACGAGGCAGAACGGGUCAUAGAGAUGGAUGUAGCUGUGGUGGAGCUGAACGAGUCGGGCAGCGAAUCAGAAGAAGAGGAGGAGACGUCUGAGUCUGAGUCUGAGGAAGACGUCGCUGAGAUCACAGAGAGGAACCUCAAGCUGCCUGGAAACAGAGGGAACAAAAAGGCCAGCAUCCUGGAGGUCCUGGAGCAGGGAGGCGAGUAGGAGAGUGGGCUGCAGAGUUCUGUUGGACGGUUAGAAGAACGCUCCAGAGUACAGAAUGGCAGCUUUUCAUCAUCCCUAUGGGAGUUUUAUAAACAGUCAGAUGAUGGGACUACCUCAUCCAGCCUGGCCUUUCACUGAUGAUCAGUGAGUCCUUCCAUGAGUUUAGGCCCAAACCCGCAGGUUCCUAAUGUACACUUUCUGCUAUCAUUUAAGUGCAGCAGUCUACUUUUGCAUUUCCUGUCAGAAUUCAGAAAUGAAUGAGAAAAGCAUUCAUUGGGGAAGCUUCCUCUCAAGAAACUUGACAAUAUCACAUAGGGACAACAAUCAGUGGUACGCAACAGCUCAGGCCCACUGAUGAGCACGGUGGAGGAGCUGUCAUGCUGGGGGCCUGUUUCUUUUCUAGAAGCCCUGGGAGUCAUGUAGUGUGUGGCAGACAAGAGAUCUGUAAUGGGUCUUCAUUGAGUUGUUCAAGAGGACUGUCAUCAAAUCGGAACAAAAUCAAGCUUCUUCCAUGACUGUAUCUGUUCAGAGAACAGGGUCCAGUAGAGAGCCUGUGGGCUGACAGGCAGUGUCAGAGGAAACUGGACUAUAGAGGAUGUGCAGAGGUCAUGUAACAACUGGUCACUGGUAAACCUUAUGGACGACUGGUUGCGCAAGGUUUACUUCAACUUUGUGCGAUUUUAUAAGAGAAGUGCUGUUCUAGUACAGAAAUCAGUGGCAAUUUCUGUGGAACACAUCUUAUGUAAACAAUGUUUACAUAAGAUAAUAACAAUAACAACAAUGCUUUUUCCCCCCAACUUGGUAAAUAUUAUCUAAUUAAAGGUUUGAUUUUUCCAAUUGUUUCAGUUUGACAUUUUACUGGCUGCUACCCAAGCUGCCAAUAAAUGUGGAGGAUACUGUAACAAGGUCAGGUUAGAUGUAUGAGGAAAUUAUUUAUGCAUUUUAACCCAAGAGUCACAUUAUGUAGGAAAGUCUAUGAUGAAGUCAAAAACAAUUGUUUGUUUGGAUCAGGCUAAAUGGCUGUAUGUUGCUGUUGGAUACCAUCAUAGCCAUCCUCCUUUAACAACAUCCAUAUACUCAUUGAUUCCAGCAGUGGUCCACAUGGUGGUUCUGAAAACCACUAAAUCUCCAAGCGUCACUGGAUUCUCUGAGUUGUACAUCACAACAAUCACACAGGGACACUCCAGCACUGAGAGUUACUGUACAUUCAGUGGACGGCGUCCCAUUUUCCUUUGAGUAAGAAAACACUCCCUUACUGCCUUUCACAGUGGAAAAUGUUCUACACUUUGUGAAAUUAGUAAAGGAUAAAACAUCUA